CCGUGGAGAGCAGGGGACCGGCAAAGCUGGGGUUCCGCGGGUCAAGCCUGGGUUCCGCGGGGCAGGGAGGGCACUGGGCUCUUCCGGCACUUCCGCGCGUGCAGACGCUGCUCGGCCGCACUUGGCUCUUGGCUCGUCCCAGGGCGCCGGCUCGCGAUGGCGCUCCCCGCGGCCACCAACUUCGGAAUCGGCUUCCUCGCCCUGUUUGUGAUGUCCCUUGGCACCUGGGGGGCGCGAGGCGGAGGACUCUCCAUGGGUCUCACUGCGCAUCUGCCUCCGCCGCCACCCAUGGCUCCACUUCUGGGAACCAUCUUCGCCCUCGGCCUCCUGUUUCUGCAGACAGCCGGACUUCCAGUGCCUCGUGCCAAUGCUCCCAUUCUUUGCUACAAUUUCUCCAUCACACCAAGGCCCAGUCUAGGACAACCAUGGUGUGACAUUCAAGGAAUAAUCAGUGGGAACACUUUUCUUCGGUAUGGCUGUGGUGGCGAAAAGGUCAAACUCAUUGGUCCCUGGGGGACGAAGCUGAAUGACACAGAGUUCUGGGAGAGACAGACAGAGACUCUGAAAGACCUGCUAGAAGAGCUCAAAAAGAAACUGCUAGACAUGAAAGCAGAGGAUUUCCCUCACAGCGAUUCUAUCUCCCUCCAGGGCAGGAUGGUGUGUAAGCCUGGGGACAACGGACGCACCAGUGCAUCCUGGGAGUUGCACAUCAAUAAACAGAAAACCUACUCCUUUAACUCGGAGAGCAAAAAGUGGACAGUGCCUCAUCCUAAAGACCAACUGGUAAAAACCACAUUGAACAGUGACAGAGAUUUGACCAGCUCCCUCAUGAAGAUCUCAGAUGGAGACUGCAAGAAGUGGCUGGAGCAGAUAUCGGUGCACUGCGAUGAAAUGCUGGGGACAACAGCACUGCCAGGCCCGCAGCACGUCCCAGUCCCCUCCAGGGCCACGGCCAUCAGACCUACCACCUGGGUCCUCCUCGGGAUUCUCAUCUGUUUCAUCAUAAUUGUCAUCUAAGCCAGAUGCCUUAGAGUGAGAGGCGGGUAACGCUACCAAGAAGCCCCCAAGAGUGUGGUCCAGCCCAGAGACUCUGCCUUGUGCUAGGCUACCUUUGGAUCACCUGCUGUUCGUUUUUGGGCCAGAGCAAGAGAUUCCAGAGACAUCAGUCAGAACACAUGGGGCAGCACGUGUCACAUCCCAUGUCCGUUCGUGCAUUUGGUGACUCUCUUAUUUGGUACUUUUUCUUAGUAUUUUAUGUCAUUUUCACUUGAUGCUAAUUUAUAGAAUUCUUUAAUUUUUUUGUAACG
Suricata suricatta (meerkat) is the source of this 1307-nucleotide messenger RNA. Its product is annotated as UL16-binding protein 1-like. NCBI's taxonomy places the organism in Eukaryota, Metazoa, Chordata, Mammalia, Carnivora, Herpestidae. Gene Ontology annotation, cellular component: external side of plasma membrane. The transcript is spliced from 6 exons. The coding region runs from base 157 to 1017 and encodes 286 amino acids. The record is from RefSeq and is a predicted model, not a curated record. Gene Ontology annotation, biological process: positive regulation of T cell mediated cytotoxicity; immune response; antigen processing and presentation of endogenous peptide antigen via MHC class I via ER pathway, TAP-independent.